GUCCAACAGGCCAAAGCAGAAUAGACCAGAUUUGGAUCACAAAUGACAUUGCCACUCAAACCACUAAAACACAAAUAAUUAACACACAACCCGAAUUCCACAGUGACCACAAAAUAAUUACGCUCUCACUAUCCAACUUCCUCAUUACCAAAAUCCCCCAAACAACCCCAACAACUCGCUUCAAUUACAACAAAACAACUAGCAAAACAUGGGAAACAAUCAAUGAAACUAUCAAACACAAACUGGAACCUCUUCAUCUGGACGAACUUGACCUCCAAUCUUCCUGGAAAACAUUCAACCUCACACUCAAAGAAACAAUGAACAAACAUAUCCCAAAAACAAAAAUACACAAAAAUACUCCACAAAUAUUCUCAAAAAACGGCACAAUACUUCAUAAAAAACUCCAAAAAAUCAAAUACUUCACCUAUAACCUUACUACACUUUCACCCCUUCCAACCGAUCCCAACUUACUAAAAGAACUACAAAAACUCAAACUUCCUUACUCAAACAAACAAGAACUGACAAGCUCACUAAAACAACUCUUCAAAAUCACAUACAAAACACUUAAAGCCGAAAACAAUCUUCAAAAAAAGGAAACCAUAAACAAUAUCAUCAACCAACGCAUCUUAAACCUCCAAGAGAAGCCCAAAAUAAUGAUCCAACAAACUCUAAACCACAAAAAACCAAAGGCGUCCCUCAUCAAAAUCAUCGAUCCCAUCAAAGAAGAAAUUAUUACAGACCCACACCUCAUUCACCAAACCAUAACUAACCACUACAAAAAUGUCUUCCGCAAACGAUCAAUCGACAACGAACUUCUCCAAAAAUGGAACAAAUACUAUACCCCACUUAACAAUAUCAACCCAACAAUAUACGACACCUUAAUGUGCCCAAUCACGGAAUAUGAAAUAUCUGAAACAAUAAACCUUCUUCCAAACAACAAAGCCCCUGGCCUACCAAAUCAAAGCGCAUUCGAACCAAUACAAAUACUCAACUCAAUAUAUAAUACCAAAAAGCUCACACAACAAGAACUCUGGAUUCUUUCACUAGAUAUAAGUGCAGCAUUUGACUCCGUCAAUCUCAACAUGCUCAAAAAAUCAAUGCAUAGACUUCACAUCCCCGAAACCUUCAUUACUCUAUCCGGCAACAUACUUACAAACCGUACCUGCCAAAUAAUCACCGACCACGGUCUCACAAAACAAAUCACCAUUCCAGAUGGCAUCGAUCAAGGAGAAACACUGUCACCACUCUGGUGGAUCAUCUUCUAUGAUCCCUUAAUAACAGCAUUAACCCAACAACCAUCCCAACUCAAACACAACACUAUCGCAUACAUGGACGACCUUAACCUACUUGCAACAUCAAAAACUGAACUCCAAAACAAUCUCAACAUAGCAACUGAAUUCUUCCUCCUAAACGACAUCAAAGCCAAUCCCACCAAAACCAAACUAAUUGUAAUGAACAGCAAAACAACCAACAAACAAAUACAUCAAGGAACAACUGCCAUCAAUCCAACUCACAAAAAAGAACCAAUACGAAUACUAGGCAUCUGGCUGUCUGAACAUAGCAUCCUCACUCCCAAUCGAAACAAAAUAACAGAAGAUUCUGAAACAAUAGCACAAGAACUCAAAUCAAAAUUCACAACCGGCCAUAUGGCAGCAUAUAUCUACAACAAAGUCCUCCUCCCACGGAUCGAAUUCAAACUACAAACAACCUUUUUAACACCAAACAUGCUCAAAAACACUCAAAGGAAAAUUGACACAACAAUCAAAUACAAAUUCAAUAUUGAAAAAACACUCCCUCAAACAUGGUUCUACAAUCCACAUAUAUUCAACAUCAAACCAAUUAACGACCUACAAAACGAAGCACAACCCCAAUACACCACUACCUCUCACAUCACAAAAACUGGAACACAUUUGCCAAACAACUUGCCAACAAAAACCUAUACUACAUCGAACAACUCCUCAACUUCAACAAUAGCAAAAUUACAAACUGGCAACAUAUUUCAGCUAGGCUGGGAUACAAUAUCCAAGGAAAAAUACCUCUCUGGACUCUCCACUCGAAGUCCUACUAACACUCAAACACAAUAUCAACACCACCACAGUUACUUGGAACUAUAUACAAUACUUCAAAUCAUUUACCACACACUUCAAUCUCCAACCCCUCCCAGCUCUACUCCGUACAAUCAUAAUUAUACUACUAACCAACAAAACGAAGGACAUUAUAAUCUUUUCCAAUCACCCCAAAAUAAACAACAAAACCUUUCUACCACCACCACCAAACCACAGGAAAAAAUGCAAACUCCCAUACUUCUCAACUAUCACAAACAUCCACAAUAUAAUGCAAACCCUACAAAUCUCUUUAACAUUUUACAAACCAACCACAUCAAUCCAAAAAACCCAAUCAACAAACUCUAUUCUACCACAAAUAAAUAUCACAGAUACCUUCCCCCUUCAAUAUACACUAACAAACCUACAAAAAAUCCCCCUACCUCCAACCCGAAACUAUCUUAA
Dentiscutata heterogama is the source of this 2507-nucleotide messenger RNA. The record is from the annotation of a GenBank genome assembly. NCBI's taxonomy places the organism in Eukaryota, Fungi, Glomeromycota, Glomeromycetes, Diversisporales, Gigasporaceae.